Molecule: messenger RNA, 6954 nt
Organism: Pecten maximus
Lineage: Eukaryota; Metazoa; Mollusca; Bivalvia; Pectinida; Pectinidae
Product: serine/threonine-protein kinase TBK1-like
Exons: 20
Coding region: 174-2603 (809 amino acids)
Biological process (GO): peptidyl-serine phosphorylation
Cellular component (GO): cytoplasm
Molecular function (GO): protein serine/threonine kinase activity; ATP binding
Source: RefSeq, a predicted model, not a curated record
GAUUCUGUGGUGCUGUUUAUCGCUUAUUUAUUAGAUCUAUGCAGUUAACAAAGCAGAAAAACAUAAAGAUGGUUACCUAAGUACCGGCAUGGUUGGCAAGGAUUUGUACAUAUCCUUGUCGGAUUUGUACAUAUCCUUGUCAAGCAUGUCUUCAGGUUCUAGUAUUUCAUUCGAUGUCCUAUGGCACCAAAAGUGCCUGGAAGAACUCAGAAAAGUAUUUGUGGAACAUUGAAGAUGUACUAGGGCGUGGAGCAACGGCUGUUGUACAUAAGGCUAUUAGAAAGGAUAAUGGCGAAGGAUGUGCUGUUAAAGUAUUUCACGAUCGUGUCACAUUCCAUCAUUCAUCAGUACCCAGGAGAGAGUUGGAUAUUGUUACAAGUCUAAAUCACAAAAAUGUCAUACGCAUCUUUGGAAUUGAUGUUGAUUCCUCAGGAAUUCAUGUGUUGGGUAUGGAGUAUUGCCGUGCAGGAAGUGUCUUUACACAACUUGAUAAACCUGAAAAUGCUUUUGGAUUUCCUGAAGAAGAAUUUCUGCGAGUCCUUAAUGAUAUUGCUCACGGCAUGCACUAUCUUAAACAAAACGGAAUCAUACAUCGAGACAUCAAACCAGGCAACAUCAUGAAAUUCAUUGAUGACGAUGGCAGUUCCAUCUACAAACUGACAGAUUUUGGAGCUGCAAAAAAAGUUGAUGAGGAGGAAGAGUUUACAUCAAUCUAUGGCACAGAGGAAUAUCUGGAUCCGGACAUGUACAAUCAAGCAGUGUUAAGACGGCAGUUCAAAGACCACGGUCAAACCUUCACUGGCAAUGUCGAUAUUUGGAGCCUAGGUGUGACCUUGUACCAUGUGGCGACAGGUCGUCUUCCGUUCAUGCCACAUGGUGGACGAUCCAACUCACAUACCAUGCAUCGUAUUACAAAGGAGAAGGAAUCGGGGGUCAUAUCUGGUAUUCAGCGUACAGCUGAUGGACCAAUUGAGUACACAAAACAGCUCCCAAAGACCUGUGUCUUAUCACCAUGUUUGAAGAACCUGAUAGUGCCAGUGUUGGCAGGCUUGAUGGAGAGCAAACUGUCAUCACGAUGGACAUUUGAUCGGUUUUUUGAAGCCGUCAACAGCAUAAACAGCAUGAAGGUCAUCAAGAUGUUUGAAUGUAACUCCGGAUGUAAUCUCCGGAUAUAUGUCAGAAAGAAUGACAGAUAUGCCAGUUUUCAAGAAGUGUUAGCCAGGGAAACAGAUAUUCCAGCAGUUGAGCAGCUGAUUCUCUAUGACAACAGAGAACUCUGUGAAAUUGUCCAACAAACCAUGGAGAUCAAUGAGUACCCAAAGCGGAUCCUUACUGGACAACUCUUCCUUUAUAGUCGAGAGAGGGUCGACAGACAGAAGCUUGCUCUUCCGGAGAUACCAUCUUUCCCAAGCAUGCCGGAGCACCUGACAGUGGACAAAGACUCUCACUAUCUCCAUAAAAUCUGUGCCAUUGCCAGUCUCAUCAGCAAAUCCAUAUCCAACAUAAUCCACCAGCAGGAACUGAUGGAGCAGGCCGAGACGCACCUGAGGGAUUUCAUUUUCCAAAUCAUCAAACGUAUCAACAGCUGUGUUCCGGAUAUGUCGGAACACCUUGAGGAAAAUGAGAUGCAUCAGAAAACAUUCUUCGCCAGUUAUUCAUGCUUAAAUGAACUUGUACAAGUAAUCGAACAGAACCACAGCCAAGGUUCCACGCUUAAAAAAGCCAAAAUCAAACUGAGACAAAUCCUUAACGACGAAUCCCCUAAAGAAGUUUUAAAAAAGGCAGUGAACCGCUGCAAUGAGGUCAAAGUCUACAUGACAGUACUUGUAGAAAAAAUGGCAGAGCAUGAGCGAGAUGCCAUGUUUAGUUACGCCAGAUGUUCUGAGGAAGACCAUUGUGUACAAAAGAGCAGUCAUUUAGUGACACUUCUGACAGAGAUGUGGACUAUGUUUACCAAACACAGGAAACAGAGGACACUGACAUCGGAGGAAGAAUUCAUACACAACUCUCAGAAAUUAAAGUCACAAGAAUAUUCAGCAAGACUUCUUUCCAUUCUGGAUGGCCAUUGUCGCAUCAACGUCAUACAGACGUACGAUGUCACCACCAAACAGAUCAGCUUACUCCUGAAAAAUCUGCAGAGGACAAAGAAAGUUGAUCAAAACAUCCGAAGUGUAAAUGACUGUCGUAAGAAACUGAGUGAAAGAAUAGGCAAGAUGGAAAUGGAAUGCAAGAAAAUUGCCGAUGAAGCCAAAGAAAUGGUCCAGUGGAGUAUGAAAACUACUCCCCAAGGCGCAUCAGCUAUGGCCAUGCCUCCCAUUGACACCUUGUCGUCUGGCUCUCCAUUCAGCACCUUCAGCAUGGAGAAAGUCACACUCAGUAUGAAAUCAUUGAUCGAAGGCAGGAGAGAGAUUGAUGACAUGAUGGCACAAAGCAGUUCCAGUUUGGAAGAAUCAUAUCACCUGAUUGAAUCAUGUCUCCACCCGAAGAAAGCUGGACAGCAUGAAGAUCCUGGUCCAUCUGAAAUAGAAACACCUGGCCCAAAAAAGGUCAUAUCUCAUCCAGGUAUCCAAGCCACAUCUGGUGACUACUUAACUGGUAGUUGAGACGUUACCAUGUUGGAAUUUACGUAGACAGUGAUAAGAUUUGUGAUCAUGGUAACACGGUUGCUACUGGUCACCAGGUGAAUGGCUGAUGCAAUAAAAUCUGGACAACAGACGGAUCAGGAAUUCAUAUCGUUUCUUCUCACUGGUUGCCCACUAGAUCCCACUUUUUAUGUUCUUUAUUCAAAUGACACAAAAGAUAUUUUGGUGAUGAAGUGUUUUAGUGUAAAAUCUUCCAUAGAUACCGGGGUAUGUCAAAAUUUGUAAAAUACAUAAAUAAAUAUGAUCAAAUUUUACUCAAUUUUGGUGAUGAAAUCUUACCAAUAUUUGGUGAUUUAUCAUCAAACAAGUUUUAGUAGACCCCAUCAAAUCUGACCUAGUACACAUUCCCUGUGACAGGAAUAAUCUCAAAUGAAUAAGUUUACAGUCUUCUGUCUCAAUUUAUUUUUAUAAAAUCAAAUCAAAAUAUUUGCCUAAUUAAAAUUUAGUCUACUUUGAGGAUUUUAACAGUGUUAUAUCUGUAGAUCCACUAACUUUCUUGAUAUAUUCUGUUUAUUUGAGGGUUAACACUACCUUAUGAUUUGUACCUGAAGUGAUUUGUAUAAAGAGUUAUCUCCGUUCAAGACUCAUGGAAGAGUUAUAUUUGGACAGCAGUGUUGCUCAAAUGGUUAGUUUAGACAGGUUAUUAUUAGAAAGUCUUACACAGGUGAGUGUUUUAGACAGAAUCUUUUUAAUGCAGGUUUUUAAUUUACAAUUAAAUUCACACAAAAACAAAAAGACUUAAAUGCCUGUGUAUUCAUUAGCGGCUUUUUUUUAAGUCUGCAUCAUUAGAUUUUUUGGAACUCUUAUAGAAAGAAGACACAGGUCAUAGUUAGGUAGCAUAUCCUUAAACAUCGGGAUAACAAGUGUGGUUAGAUUUAGAUGUAACGUGUAAAGGAAGUGUGUUGUGCAUUGUCAGGAAGCAAAGGAUGCUGUAGUUAGUUAGCAAAUGUAAUAGAAGCUGUUUUAUAAUCGAAUUAGCAUAUGUGACCAAAUUAUCAUUAGCACUUGUUUUGUUCUCUGUUGCCUUGGAAAGUUUUGUUCUCUGUUGCCUUGGAAAUCCGAUUUUUAACAAAUGAUUUUUACUUUGAUUUAUUUUACCAACUAUAUUAUACUCUAUCCAAAAUCAUAGAUACUAAAAACUUAAGUAUGUUCAAUAAUGAAAAACAUCAAUUUAAUCCAGAUUUGAGUAUCACAUGAUUUUUUUAUUUAUUUUUAAUCUAGAAGAAAUUUUGUUUACUAUUACAAUGUAAGAGAGUGAUAUUGAUUGUGAAGGGUAACAAUUUGAGGAGAAGGACUAGCACUUUGGUUUUAUGUGUAAACCAUUUAAUAUAUUGGUACUAGACCUUGAAUUGUCCUUUACCAGACAUGCUGAUUCUGUUUUUCUUGUUUUCUUGAUCAAAAAGUAAAUCCUGUCAGUUGUCAAAUCAAGUUUCUUAAUGUAGACCUGAUAUUUGAUAUCACUUCAGUGAUAGGACUAAAGUCAACUUCAAAAAAAUACAAUAUUAUUUUGGACAGUUAUAGAUACUUCAUCAUCAACAUAUAACAAGUUGUGUCCAUUUGAAUCUAGGUACAAACUAAAAGUGGGGUAUGUAAUGUACUAUAUAGUAAUCAGUGUACUGAGUUUUCUUCUGGCAUCAAUGAAGCUGAUCCACAACAGCUUAUAUUAACUGAUCAUGGACGAAGCUGAUCCGCAUCAGCUCAACCGAUCAUGGAUGGAGCUGAUCCGCAUCAGCUUGACUGAUCAUUGAUGAAGCUGAUCCACAACAUCUCAACUGAUCAUGGAUGAAGCUGAUCCACAACAGCUUAUAUUAACUGAUCGUGGAUAAAGCUAAUCCACAUCAGCUUAACUGAUCAUGGACGAAGCUGAUCCACAGCAGCUCAACCGAUCCUGACAUCAGCAGCUUGUGUGGUUUGAUGUUUGGCAAUAUAAUGCUGCAGGAUGAUUGAAUUGGUGAUGUAACUUUUUACACCAAAGGAAAUGUUUACCACCAGAUCUGCUGAACAGAAAGAGUGCUUACAUUGAACGGAAAUAUAUGUAUGGAAAACAUGAUCCAUCUAUCCCUUUUCGCCUGAAUCCGCCAUUUAUCAUCAUUGAUAUGUGUUCACAACAUUUAAUAUCCUCGAUUUUCUGAAAGAUCUUUCGAAAACAGAUUUCCAACACACUAGCACCAUUAAGUAAGUAAUGGUUGUUCAUUGACAAAUUCUAAUUCAAGACAAUGAUAUUCAAAACCCGAGUUAAAAUUUCCAUAAUUUAUUGGAAAAUUGGAAAUAACACACAUGCUUGCCAAUGUACAAUUGGUGUUAGAUAUGACCAUUGAUUAACUGGACAAACAAAUUGAAGAUAUAUGAAUUGGAAAAAAUUAUAAGUAAAUUUGGAAGGAAUACUUUCUUUAUCAAAUGUGGAACAUCGGAAAAAUCAGAGAAAUAUUAUGAAAGGAAUCGAGGAAAUCAUCAGAUAUAUAAGAAGAGAUGUGCCAAAUCUGAAGUGUUGUGUUUACUCAGAAGAAUGAAGAAUUUGAGUGUGAUAAAAAAAAAAUAAACGAAAUCAUGAAUUUUGGAAAAAAUGAUUUCAUAGAAAUAGUCUGUCAGAAGUAUUGUGUUUGUUCACAUUAUCAUAACCUAUCGGUUACAACCGCCUACUACAAGUUCCAACAAGGAUUCGUCUCGGUUUGAUAGAGUGACUUAUUAUAUCUGUGAAGCUGUCAUUGAUAUUGACGAUGAGUAAACAGCUUACACAACCGUUCCAAAAAUAUUGCUUCUGAGCUUUUCCAGGAUACCUUCAAACUGUAUACUGCAGUUUGAUUUUAAUGUUUGAAAAAAAUAUGUAACCAUCCUAUAUAUAUUUAUAUAUAUAUAUAUAUAUAUACAAAUGUACAUGUAUAGGAUCUGGUAAGUAAUAACGACUGUAUUGGUCCAAUAUAGGUACUGGAUCCUAACAAACAUGUUCGCUCGAUGCGUAUUACUAGAAAUAGAUAAUUGGUCAUGUAGUAAAUUCGACAAUUUACUUGUCUGUACAGUCGUUAUUACUGCAUGAUCAUUUAUAUAUACAUGUACAUGUAUAUAUAUAUAUAUUACAUAUAUAGAAAACAUGAUAAUAUUUCCUUAUGAAGGUAAGUAGAAUUUUUUUUUUUUUUUUUUAUAUACAUUUGUACAUUAUAUAUGAAUGAGAGAGAGUAACCAGAUGCAGGAACCAAUCAAAAAUGUAAUUUCAUAAUACACAAUUAUUGAAAAGGACCCUUAAAUCAUUAAAUCCUCUGUCUCAAUCCACUGAAGAAAUCUUUAUAAGAAUAAAAUGUUAUAAUGUUCUUAGACUGUUAAAGAGGAAACUUGGUAUAAACCGAUCGGUGUUAUCGAGCUGGUUGGAUUAUGAGCUCACGGACUAUGAUUAAUCACCUAAGGUAAAGUCACCAGACAUUUAAGAUAAAAUAUUGAAUUUCAUGAUUUACUCUCCAGGGACAUUUCUUCGAAUUAUGUCAAUAAAAAAAAGUUGGUACAUUGUAUGUUAUUUUGCACCUACCCAUCCAGAUUUUGGCAUUUCUUUCGACCUGUUUUGUACGUUUGGUUGCCUCAAAACAGCUGUAGCUGGAGCUGGAGCGGUUUCAUUUUGGCUUUCUCAACUCUUAAUUUGUUUCAAUAAGUCCUUUGACUAAUGAGCUUGCUUUGGUUCUUUGAAUUUUAUGUUGCCACCUCAUUUGUGGUUUAUAUUGUUGAUAAAAGUAUUUGGUCCUAUAUGAUUUCUGUAACAUACAUGUGAUUACGUAUCAAUCGUUUUGUAUGUGAUGGAAUUUUUGUUAAUGAAGUAUGCAGUACAUGUGCCGGUCUGUUUUUACAUUGGUAGGAGAGUGUAUUGGUAUGGAUAAGGAUAUUGUGUCCGUGCGUACAAUGUAGGUGUUUUUCUGUAUGAUAGUGUACAAUAUAGGAUAGGGUAUUGGUAUGGAUAAGGAGAUUGUGUCCGUGCGUAGGUGUUUUUCUGUAUGAUAGUGUACACGAUAGGAUAGGGUAUUGGAUAAGGAGAUUGUGUCCGUGCGUGUUUGGUGCUAGGUGUUUGUCUGUAUGACAGUGUACAUGUUAGGAUAGUGUAUUGGUAUGUGUCAGUGUGUAGGUGUUGGUAUUUUUGUGUAAGUGAUUAAUGACUUUAGUGUUAUUAGUAUAUUGCAGAUUAAUGUAAUAUGUUCGGCAGAUAUGUGAUACAUAACAUAUUAUACAAACUAUUAUCCAAUGAUCAUAUAUAUUAAGACAAGAGACAGUGAUGAACAUGAUUAAAUAUGUCUGUUUUUCGAUUCUACUCGAUACAUAUAAAUACAACUACACU